Chionomys nivalis (European snow vole) is the source of this 1310-nucleotide messenger RNA. It is a transcript of the gene Dusp23, whose product is annotated as dual specificity phosphatase 23. The record is from RefSeq and is a predicted model, not a curated record. The transcript is spliced from 2 exons. Gene Ontology annotation, biological process: cilium assembly; protein dephosphorylation. The coding region runs from base 111 to 563 and encodes 150 amino acids. NCBI's taxonomy places the organism in Eukaryota, Metazoa, Chordata, Mammalia, Rodentia, Cricetidae. Gene Ontology annotation, molecular function: protein tyrosine/serine/threonine phosphatase activity.
GUGGCUGGGGCAAGUGCAGAGCAAGGACCAGAAGCCAGCCCCAGGGGGUGACCAGGUCGUAAAGGCGGAAAAGCAAAGGCCAGCCUCACCCUGAGUGCCCUCCCCCCGCGAUGGGCGUGCAGCCCCCCAACUUCUCCUGGGUGCUCCCGGGCCGGCUAGCCGGGCUGGCACUGCCGCGGCUUCCUGCGCACUACCAGUUCCUGCUGGACCUGGGCGUGAGGCACCUAGUGUCCCUGACGGAGCGUGGACCCCCUCACAGCGACAGCUGUCCGGGCCUCACGCUGCACCGGCUGCGCAUCCCUGACUUCUGCCCGCCGGCCCCGGAACAGAUCGACCAAUUUGUGAAGAUCGUGGACGAGGCCAACGCCAGGGGAGAGGCUGUUGGAGUGCACUGCGCCCUGGGCUUUGGCCGCACUGGUACCAUGCUGGCCUGCUACCUGGUGAAGGAGCAGGGCUUGGCUGCAGGAGAUGCUAUCGCUGAGAUUCGGCGCCUGCGGCCAGGAUCCAUUGAGACCUAUGAACAAGAGAAAGCCGUUUUUCAGUUCUACCAGCGAACAAAAUAAGAGAUUCACCCGCUCUCCUGCUGCAGAUGGGAAAUGUGGCCAGGGAGGAAGGGAAGUGGGCUAAAGUACCUGCAUCGUUCAGCUCCCUUUGCCUCCCGCUGGACAGAAGUAGUCUUUCCCUGAAGCCAUAACCUGAUUGACAGAGUGGCUGAGACCCCAUGAAUAUGAGUUAAUAUCUAAUUAGAACUCAUUUACGCUACAUAGAAUUUACAUAGCACUCCCAAUACAUCAACUCCAUGUAGCCCUGGGUCAUAGAAAAUAUAAAAACCAUUCUGUUCUUUGGAUGGGGUGACUAGAGCUCGGAAAGGCUUAUGGUCACAAUUCUGGAAAAUAGAAGUAUGGGCCAGGACUGCAACACACACCUUUGUCUCCUUGAAGAUGCUGAAAUUCUAGGUGCUGACCCCUGGUCUUAGGGUUUCUGGAGAACUGGUCAAUGAAAGAGAGCUCCCAGUCUACGGCCACCCAGCUUCCAACAGUCUCAGGGCCCUACACUGCCACACCAGGGGUGCCCUUGUUGGUGUCACCUUUGUUCUCUCAGGGUACAGAAGACUUGGAUGUCACAAAUCUCCUUCCACACUCCCUCCUUCCCUGUCUCCCCCCAGAGCUGGCCACUCUUACCAGCCUUAGAUACACUCGGCUCAUCUGUUACCUCCAGCCCCUGUGUCAUCCCCAACCUCAGGCCCAGGAAUGCCGGAACUGCAUCUUGGUGGUUAUACAAAGUGGAUAUUAAAUAAUCAAAUAAAUAAC